GAGGAAGAUGAAGAUGAUGAUAAAGAUGAUCUUCAACUAACCUGUCAGCUUAGUUUUUUUCUUGAAAUAAACUCACUGGUGUAACUUGAAUCUUAUUGUUCAUUUCAUUUACUCUCAUUUGAUAUUUUACCUUCCAUGAUAUAAUCUGGUUACUUGUUAAGAUCUUAAAGUUUACCUGAGAGAUAAAAAGAGUGAAUUAGAAAAAAAAGUAAAAAAAAGACACUAGUUAACUAAUUGUCUUUGUAAUUGUUGUUUUUUACCUUUAAUUAGUUUGUUAUUUUCUCAUUUAUUUCAACAAUCAGUGUCAAUCACAAUUUAAGAAUGAGAUUUUUAUCUCUAAAUUGUCUUCUUAUUUUCUUAUGUUCCAUUGCUGUUUGUAAUGGUGGUAAAUCUAAUCCAACCAAUGGAACCUCAUCAACCACAACAACCACAACAUCGACCACAGUUAAAUCAACAUAUACAACUCGAGAUUUAAUUCGUGACCUUAUAACAUCUUUGACCUCCGAUGGCUCAUCAAACUCAACAACAUCCAAUUCCAGUUCACUUAAACCCUUUCAACGGGACGUUAAAGCAUCAACUUCAACCGUCUCAUUGUUAAGCUAUGGUAACUUGGCGAUUUUAGGUGCCGUUGUAUUGGGUGGCCUUGCUUACGUUGCACCAACAUUUAUUCCUGAAUAUCGUCGACGUGCUGGUCCAAUGCCUCCCAUGCAUCCAGUUUAUCCUCAUCGUUUCUUUGACAGUUUAUCAGAUUUUUCUGCAGACAUGAUACCUUAUAUUGAGAAUGAAAUUCAACAGCAAGGUCACUUUUACAAGCGCAAUAAACGAGCCAUUUCAACCUCCUCCUCCUCUCCUUCAAAUACUGGAAUAAUGGGAAUCACCGGCGGUGGAGAGGAAACCAAAGAGCGACUCGAUUUACUCAACAUAUUAUCUAAACGAUUCACGGCCGUUUCGGAAUCGGUAAUGGUCUGGGUUGAACGAACCCUCGAUAAUCUGCCCAACCUACCGCGACUCGAGGCUCAAUCCUGUAUGAAAAGAUGUAUCUGUGAGGCUCAUAGUCAGCCCAAAAAAUAUGGACUCACUGGCCUGGUAUUACAAUUAUUUUUCCCACCUUAUGUUGAAAGCGAUACUCCCUCCAAGAUCAUUUCGAAAUAUCAACUGGCCGCUCGUUAUGGACGCACCGAGAACGCAAAUUGUGGACAACAAUAUGACGAUUGUAUAAUUAAUUUCCUCGAUAUUGUUAAAUCUGUAACCAAUUUGCUUCUGUAAAUCAAUUAAUCAUUUACUUAGGUGCCAAUAUUUUUGUAUUAUCUUUGAAAUCCAACCCACCAAAAUCAACAAUUAACACAAAAAUCAAAUGUAGAUUAUCACAAUUAAUUAACUUAUGAUAACAAUUUAAAUUCUCAUUCAAA
Panonychus citri (citrus red mite) is the source of this 1409-nucleotide messenger RNA. RefSeq lists its product as uncharacterized. The transcript is spliced from 3 exons. NCBI's taxonomy places the organism in Eukaryota, Metazoa, Arthropoda, Arachnida, Trombidiformes, Tetranychidae. The coding region runs from base 322 to 1266 and encodes 314 amino acids. The record is from RefSeq and is a predicted model, not a curated record.